UAAUUAGCUCCAACACCCCCACUUUCAUUUUCCGUUUCCGGGUUAAAUUGCGGGAAACGUGAAGCGCUCUUUAUUUUUCAAGAACUUCGAUUAAGGAUUUUGCGGAAUGCCUGGUCGCGUAGUACAAUCGAACAAUGCCUCUGAUCUUAUGAAAAGACUAGAAGCAUUGGAAGGAGAAUACAAAGAUGGUGACAUCACACAGAAGGGCUUCUGGAAGAAAAAGUUCCGCAUAUUUGGGGACCUGAUCCCAGAAGGCCUGAAGCAAAAAGUUGGAGAGGCAGAAGAAGAAUUGAAGGAUAACAUCAUCACAGAGAAAGGCUACUUUAAACGUUUGGAACAGAUCUUUGACACAUUCAUGAAGGCUGCAGACUUUGGGUCUGGUGACAAUGUGAAGGAAACAGGAAAAUUUAAAGACACUGAUGAUAGUGACAAAGAAAAUGGUGAUGCUAAUGGAGAACCAGAGAAGAAUGGAGUCCAUGACCGUACAGACAAGAAUGCUGACUCAGAGAAAGAAGUUGUUGAAUUGAAAGAAGAGGAGAUGGACACUGAGAAUACAUCUCAGGAAGAUGAUAAGGGUGGAUCUCCAGCACGCAAGAAGGGGAAAGCAUCUAAAAAGGGCAAAAAGACUGGCCAGCCUUCUAUUGCAAGCAUGUUUGCAAAAGUUGCCUCUCCGAGCCAGAAGCGGAAGUCUGCAGCGGCCAACGAGGACACCCUCAAACAGGAGCCUGUGUCCGAGGGGGAGGAGGGGGAGACUGUGACCAAGAAACCCAGGAUUGAGGAGGAGGAGGAGGAGAAUAAACGGGAGAUGCGCCCCAAAUCUGAAGACUCUACCUCAGCAAGCGUCCAAAAGAUCCCGACCAAGUGUCAGCAGUGCAAACAGCUUCUAAAUGACCCGGAUUUGAGAACGUUUGCUGGACCACCAGAGGACGCCGUAGAGGAGUACGUAGCCCUGACUGACCCAAAGCUGUCACUCUUCACUGGGGAGGAAGACAACAUUGACAGCUAUGAUGAGCGCCCGCAGCACAAACUCACUCAGUUCAGUGUGUAUGACAAGAACACCCACCUGUGCCCCUUUGACACUGGGCUUAUCGAAAAGAACAUCGAACUCUACUUCUCUGGCUACGUGAAGCCGAUCUACGACGAGAACCCAGACUCAGAAGGUGGCAUUCCUACAAAAAACAUGGGCCCUAUUAAUGCAUGGUGGACUGCAGGGUUCGACGGUGGAGAAAAUCCACUGAUAGGAUUUAGCACAGCGUUUGCUGAGUACAUCCUGAUGCAGAGCAGUGACCACUAUGCGCCGUUCAUGGACACAAUGCAGGAGAAGAUCAACAUGAGCAAGAUCGUCAUCGAGUUCCUCAACCGCAACCCUGACGCAACAUACGAGGAUCUUCUAAACAAGAUACAGACGACAGUGCCCCCAGCUGGCUGUGCCAGUUUCACAGAAGAUUCACUGCUGAGACAUGCUCAGUUUGUCAUUGAUCAGGUUCAGAGUUUUGACGAGGCAGCUGAUGAUGAUGAGCAGCUGAUCAUCACCCAUCCUUGCAUGAGAGGUCUCAUCAAGCUUGCUGGUGUCACCCUUGGAAAGCGGCGAGCGAUGAGGAAGGACCAAGGCAAGCUUGCCAAGAAGGUGACCCCUAAAGACACCCUUGCCACGACAACCCCUCUAGUACGGGAGAUGUUUGACAGCAUGUUCAAGGGGCAGAUAGACGACAAGGCGGCCAAAGAGUCCAAGAGAAGGAGAUGUGGCAUCUGUGAGGCGUGCCAGUCAUCAGAUUGUGGCAAGUGCGCCGCCUGCAAGGACAUGGUGAAGUUCGGUGGCACAGGUCGCGCCAAGCAGGCGUGCCACGAGCGCCGCUGCCCCAACAUGGCUGUCAAGGAGGCGGAGGAGGACGACCUAUUGGACGAGGAGGCGAGCGAUGAUAAGCUGCUGGCUGAGAAGAUGAAGGACACGUCACUGCAGCAUCAUAAGGCCUCCGCCGUCAAGAAGACUGACCUGAAGUGGGUGGGAGAGCCUAUCAAGGAGGAUGGAGUGAAGAAGUACUACCAGACUGUCAGCAUCAACGGAGAAGAGGUUUCUGUGGGAGACUGUGUGUCAGUGAAGCCCGAUGAUCCGACCACCCCACUGUACAUUGCCCGCAUUGCAUACAUGUGGGAGGAUGGGAAGAAAGAGAAGAAAUUCCACGCACAUUGGUUCUGCCGGGGUUCAGACUCUGUCCUUGGUGAGACCAGUCACCCCCUGGAGCUGUUCCUGGUAGACGACUGCGAGGACUCCAAUCUGCAGUACACUGUCUCUAAAGUCCAGGUGUUGGAGCACAAGCAGCCAGAGGACUGGUCCAUGAAGGGAGGGGAGGAGAUAGAACAUCCUGUGAAGCAUGACGAUGGCAAGACAUACUACUAUCAGAAAUGGUAUGACCCUGAGGUGGCAAGGUUUGAGGACCUACCCCAGGUCCCAGAUGUACCGGAGAACACUGCAUACAAGUUCUGUGUGAGCUGUCACAGGCUGAACAACAUCAGGAAGAAAGAGACGCCUGCACUAGGCCAGCAGAUAAAGGGGGAGUUAGGCAGCGAGGGUAGCGUGUACUUUUCCAGUGUAGCUAGGGACGGUUUCGAGUACAAUGUAGGCGACUGCUGCUAUAUGUUGCCAGAGGCAUAUGAUUUUGGGGUCAAAGCUGCGGUACCCAAGAAAGUGAAGGCAGACAAGUCGGCUGUGGAUGAAGAAGUUUACCCCGAGGCAUACAGGAAGUCGGACUAUAUCAAGGGCUCCAACGACGACAUCCCAGACACGUUCAGAAUCGGUCGCAUCGAGCAGAUAUACACAAAGGAUCCUAAUGGGGGCAUACCAUGCCUGGACAAGAUCAAGUUGAAAGUGAAAAAGUUCUACAGACCAGAGAACACACAUAAAGGUGUCACUGCAGGUCAUCAGUCAGAUGUGAAUCAACUCUACUAUUCCGAUGAAGAGGUGACAGUGGACUUCAGUCUAGUCAAGGGCAAGUGUACAGUGGUCUACUGUGAAGACAUGGACCCCAACAGAGAUCUCAACUUUGCCAACGGGGAGGACAAAUUCUACUUCACAGAGGCAUACAACAGUAAAACAAAAAGUUUUGAAGAGCCACCAAGCCGAGCUAGACUGAUGGGAUCUAAAGGCAAGGGCAAGGGAAAAGGUAAAGGAAAGGGCAAGAGUUCAAUAAAGUCCACUGAAGAAGAGGACAGCAAGACGGAGAUCAGACGGCUAAGAACACUGGACGUAUUUGCUGGAUGUGGAGGUCUCUCUGAGGGGUUCCACCAGGCAGGCGUGGCCGAGUCGAGAUGGGCCAUUGAGAAAGAGGAGCCAGCAGCCCAGGCGUACCGGUUAAACAACCCGGGCAGUACGGUCUUCUCAGAUGACUGUAAUCUGCUCCUGAAACUUGUCAUUGAUGGUGAGAAAACCGAUGCGCUGGGUCAGAGGCUGCCCCAGAAAGGGGAUGUUGAGUUGUUGUGUGGCGGGCCACCAUGUCAGGGAUUCAGUGGAAUGAACAGGUUCAACUCUCGUGAAUAUUCUAAGUUCAAGAACUCGCUGAUUGCCUCCUACCUCAGCUACUGUGACUACUACAGGCCCAAGUACUUCCUGCUAGAGAACGUGCGUAACUUUGUGUCAUACAAGCGCAGCAUGGUUUUGAAGCUGGCCCUGCGCUGUCUCAUACAGAUGGGCUACCAGUGCACCUUCGGGGUCCUGCAGGCAGGCAGCUAUGGUGUGGCUCAGACCAGGAGGAGAGCCAUCAUCCUUGCAGCGGCGCCAGGAGAGAAGCUUCCCUACUACCCUGAGCCACUCCAUGUGUUUGCACCGCGUGCCAUGCAGCUGUCUGUACAGGUGGACGAGAGAAAGUUUGUGUCCAACAUCACUCGUAUGGAUUAUGCCCCAUUCCGUACAAUCACCGUGAGGGACACAAUGUCAGACCUUCCUGAGAUUAAAAACGGAGCAAAGGCAGAAGAGAUUUCCUAUAACAAUGAUGCCAUGUCACAGUUCCAGAGAGUGAUACGAGGCAAGCAGCACCAGCCAGUCCUACGGGACCACAUCUGCAAGGACAUGAAUCCCCUGGUGCACGCCCGCAUGCAGCACAUUCCCCUCGCCCCGGGCUCAGACUGGAGAGACCUGCCCAACAUCGAGGUUCGACUCUCCGAUGGCAACAAGUGCAAGAAGCUGCAAUACACGCACCAUGACAAGAAGAAUGGCAAGAGUGACAAUGACAGCCUGCGCGGUGUCUGCUCGUGCGCUGAGGGCAAGCCAUGCGAUCCAAUGGACCGUCAGUUCAACACGCUGAUCCCCUGGUGUCUGCCACAUACAGGGAACCGUCACAACCACUGGGCUGGGUUGUAUGGGCGGCUGGAAAUGGACGGGUUCUUCAGCACCACAGUCACCAACCCGGAACCCAUGGGCAAGCAGGGGAGAGUACUUCACCCUGAGCAGCACCGAGUGGUCAGCGUUAGAGAGUGUGCGCGCUCCCAGGGAUUCCCGGACACCUACCGGUUCUUUGGGACCAUCCUUGACAGGCAUAGACAGGUUGGCAAUGCUGUACCACCUCCCAUGGCAAGAGCUAUUGGUCUUGAGAUCAAGAAGUGUCUGCUAGCCAGGACAACAGACGAGAAACCCAGCACAGAAACGAAAGUUGAGCAGAAGGCUGAGGAACCUGAAGACAAGAUGGAAGAUGAGCCAUCUAGGUCUUAAAUUGAAGAAUGCAUGGAAAUUGUGAAUUAAAUGAAUUUUUGUCUAAGGUUGAAAAAUUUGAAUCAAUUACGGUUCAAUGUGUCCGAACAGUUUGUGAACUUGACUUGUGUAAAUGUUUUUGAUGGAAUUUUGUAAAACUGAAAUGCAAUAAAUCAUGCUUCAUACCAUUACACACCACAAAGCUAGUACCUCAGUAAUUUAGCAAAAUAUGGUGUUGUCACAAUUAUAAUUAAUUUUUGCUGCAGUUAAAGUUUUCAUGCUAAAAUAAUUUGAAAAAUGUUAUAAAUUAACUUGUAUUUAUAUCCAUAUACACUUUCCGGAUUGGUUUAGUCUAAUUACAGAUUUUUAAUGUCAAUUAUUUAAUAUAUUUUAUAUAUUGUGUUCAUUAUUUGCCAUAUGUCAGUCAUAAAUGAUUCUGUUCUACUUAAAUUGUUCCUUGAUUAAAAUUUAGACAGUAUCUAUAUCCUUAUUAUUGUCAAGCAUUAACAUAUGCAUGUGCGUAAUGAUUUAAACCUGUAUUGUGUCAAAAUGUUAAAGGUGCAACCUACAUUUUGGCAUAUGAGCAUAUGUAUUUUGUGAGGUAUAGAGUUACUAUUUAGUUAUCUUAUACAUAGCCUUGAGAUAUUUUUUAUCUUAAACUGGGAACUUAUUAAUGGUAAUUUAGGUUAUACUGCAUAUUCACAUGUAUUACUAUAGGAAAAAAAUCAUUGAACAUUUUUUUAAGAAUCUAUAUAUGUUAUUUAUAAAACAGAAUAACUUUAUGUGAUUGUAUUAUACCAUCAAAUGUGUGCUAUGGAUUGAAUCACUAUUCAGCGAGUGCUUAUAUUUUGUGCUAUUAUUCAUUAUAUAUUAAAAUUUGCAAGUUAAA
This is a messenger RNA of Dreissena polymorpha, 5570 nucleotides long. Its product is annotated as DNA (cytosine-5)-methyltransferase 1-like. NCBI's taxonomy places the organism in Eukaryota, Metazoa, Mollusca, Bivalvia, Myida, Dreissenidae. Gene Ontology annotation, cellular component: nucleus. The record is from RefSeq and is a predicted model, not a curated record. The transcript is spliced from 35 exons. Gene Ontology annotation, molecular function: DNA (cytosine-5-)-methyltransferase activity; zinc ion binding; chromatin binding. Bases 107 to 4702 code for a protein of 1531 amino acids.